AUGCCGAAGUGCCCAAGUUGCCAGAAGGAAGUUUACUUUGCUGAGCGAGUAACCUCGUUGGGCAAAGAUUGGCACCGUCCUUGCCUCAAGUGCGCGCGAUGUUCAAAAACGUUGGCACCGGGGUCGCAUAGUGAGCUAUCUUUUAUCCCCCUUUUUGAGUCAAAUUUUUCACUCUCACUUCCGAACCGUCUUAAUCACUGUUGCCCUCAUCCUCGACUUGAUGCGCAGACCCCGCUUGACCAACUGAGGCGAACAAAAUGUGGACCGUGCGGGGCUGGCUGUCGUAGGGGGGGGGGGGGAUGA
This is a messenger RNA of Dicrocoelium dendriticum, 303 nucleotides long. NCBI's taxonomy places the organism in Eukaryota, Metazoa, Platyhelminthes, Trematoda, Plagiorchiida, Dicrocoeliidae. The record is from the annotation of a GenBank genome assembly.